Molecule: messenger RNA, 1885 nt
Organism: Nothoprocta perdicaria
Lineage: Eukaryota; Metazoa; Chordata; Aves; Tinamiformes; Tinamidae
Gene: HARS1
Product: histidyl-tRNA synthetase
Exons: 13
Coding region: 33-1535 (500 amino acids)
Biological process (GO): histidyl-tRNA aminoacylation; mitochondrial translation
Cellular component (GO): cytoplasm; mitochondrion
Molecular function (GO): histidine-tRNA ligase activity; ATP binding; identical protein binding
Source: RefSeq, a predicted model, not a curated record
GGCGCAGUGCGCAGGCGCGGGGCGGCGCCGUCAUGGCGGACGAGGCGGCCGUGCGGGAGCAGGCGGACGCGGUGCGGCGGCUCAAGCAGGAGAAGGCCGAGCCUGACGAGAUCGCCAAGGAGGUAGCCAAGCUGCUGGAGAUGAAGGCGCAGCUGGGAGAUGAGGGGAAGGCCAAGUUCGUGCUCAAGACCCCGAAGGGCACACGGGACUACAGCCCCAAGCAAAUGGCCAUUCGGGAGAGAGUCUUCAGCACCAUCGUGACCUGCUUCAAGCGCCACGGCGCAGAGGUUAUCGACACACCAGUGUUUGAGCUGAAGGAAACAUUGACAGGGAAGUACGGAGAAGACUCCAAACUCAUCUAUGAUCUGAAAGAUCAGGGAGGAGAGCUGCUAUCCCUGCGCUACGACCUGACUGUGCCCUUCGCUCGCUACUUGGCGAUGAACAAGAUCUCCACCAUGAAGCGCUACCACAUCGCCAAGGUCUACAGGAGGGACAGCCCGGCCACGAGCCGUGGCCGCUACAGGGAGUUCUACCAGUGUGAUUUUGACAUCGCUGGCCAGUUUGAUCCUAUGAUUCCUGAUGCUGAGUGCCUGAAAAUAGUGCACGAGAUCCUCAGUGAGCUGCAGCUUGGAGACUUUCUUAUUAAGGUCAAUGACCGCCGCAUCCUGGAUGGGAUGUUUGCAGUUUGUGGUGUCCCAGACAGCAAGUUCCGGACGAUCUGCUCCAGCGUGGACAAACUGGAUAAGAUGCCGUGGGAGGACGUGAGGAGCGAGAUGGUGGGGGAGAAGGGGCUCUCUCCUGAGGCUGCGGAUCGCAUUGGGGAAUACGUGCGGCUCCAUGGUGGCCUGGACCUCAUCGAGCAGCUCCUGCAGGACCCAACGCUGUCUCAGAACAAGCUGGCCAAGGAGGGGCUGGGGGACAUGAAGCUGCUCUUCGAGUACCUGACGCUGUUUGGCAUCACGAGGCAGAUCUGCUUUGACCUGAGCCUGGCGCGCGGCCUGGACUAUUACACAGGGGUGAUCUUUGAGGCCGUGCUGGUGCAGCAGGAGAAUGAGCACGUGGAGGAGCCGGUCAGCGUUGGGAGCGUGGCUGGAGGUGGCCGCUAUGAUGGCUUGGUGGGGAUGUUUGAUCCCAAGGGACGGAAAGUGCCCUGUGUGGGAGUCAGCAUUGGGAUCGAGCGCAUCUUCUCCAUCAUGGAGCAGAAGGUGGAGGCCUCUGCAGAGAAGAUUCGGACAACAGAGACACAGGUGCUUGUGGCCUCUGCCCAGAAGAAGCUCCUAGAAGAGCGGCUGAAGCUCAUCUCCGAGCUGUGGGACGCCGGAAUCAAGGCAGAGAUGCUCUACAAGAAGAACCCCAAGCUCCUGAAUCAGUUGCAGUACUGCGAGGACACGGGUGUCCCCCUUGUUGCCAUCGUGGGAGAGCAGGAGCUCAAGGACGGAGUUGUGAAGCUGCGGGUCGUGGCCACGAGGGAGGAGGUUGAUGUUCGCAGGGAGAACCUCGCUGACGAGAUCAAGACGCGAACAAGCCAGUCGUGAAGCCCUUCUGGCCCCAUCUCCUCGUUCCUUGGUUCUCAGCUCACAGAUUUCCUCUGUCUCCUGGCCCCAGCACUGGGGCAGCUCGCGCAGGGCUGAGGAGCCUUGGGCAGCUCUGGGAAGUUGUAUUUAUUCCUGUCUCCUCCCUUCCCCAACUGGAGCAGAGAGGCUGCGUCGCCUUCUACUGAACACUGGCCCAGAGCGAUUUGCUCUGUGAGAGGCCCUGGCAAGGAGUCACCGCCCGUCUGUGACGGUUAAGGUGACACUUAGAGCCUGGUGCUUUGGGCCAACCCCCAGAUCUUGGCUGCAGCUUCUUGUUCCUUUCGUUUUGAAUAAACGUCCAGUCUUGGCUC